Messenger RNA from Anguilla rostrata (American eel), 11713 nucleotides. Its product is annotated as polycystin-1-like protein 1. Gene Ontology annotation, biological process: calcium ion transport; kidney development. Lineage: Eukaryota; Metazoa; Chordata; Actinopteri; Anguilliformes; Anguillidae. Gene Ontology annotation, molecular function: protein binding; monoatomic cation channel activity. The record is from RefSeq and is a predicted model, not a curated record. The coding region runs from base 1 to 11172 and encodes 3723 amino acids. Gene Ontology annotation, cellular component: plasma membrane. The transcript has 57 exons.
AUGCAGAGGUGUUCAGGUUCCCUGUGCUUGCCCUAUGGGGUUGACCCAGAUACAGCAGCUGUCUACAGAGCUCUGGGACCUUAUAUUCACAAUGUCAGCCUGUCAGUCAGGACUGAGAGGGUGCAGACUGAUAGAUAUUUUCUUCUAGAGGUUUCUGGAUAUUUAGCUUCCCCUCAUUGGCAGUCCAUAGGAAUACAAGGGUUGAGUGCAGAGGACUUUUCAUUAAUUGACAUUCUGUUCAACUGGACGCCUGGUGGUCAGAGCACAUACAAUGCCAUUGCAUCAGAUGAUGGCUUCUUCACUCUUUCUCCCAACUGGAUUCUGGCCAACCCUGGAACUUACCACAUAGAUGUAACCGCUAGCAACAGUAUCUCCACACAGUCUGCCGGUGUGGAGGUGACUGCCUUCCUGCCUAGCCCAAGAGCACUGGAGGUCACAGUGUUGCAAAGACCCCAGGACAUCCCCUCCUGCACCCCUUUCCCAGUGGAGGACACAGAUGCCCUACAGAAGGUCUUCCUAGGGGACACAUCCAUUCUCAAAGCUUUUGUGGCCAUAGGAGUCAGCCUGGACUUUGUCUGGCUUUUCACUGACGAUGCGCAUUCACACCACUCCAAGGCCGACUGCCUCUCUCACCCUGAGUGCUUGACUAGCACUGUGGCAGUAGUGAGGCGGGUGCUGUCCAACCUGACCCUGGAGACCCGGAGUGGGUACGUGCUGGCAGUGGGGCAGGAAUGCUCGCUCGAGCUGAAGGUCUUCACCACGAUACGCCAGCUCCUCUCGUUCAACAUUACCCUGGAGCCAGGCUCCGCCCACACUCACCGGCUGACUGACAGCUCCCCCGAUCUGCAGGCCCCCGGCCAUCUGCGGCUGGUCCACACUUACGGCCCAGGGAGCUGCCUGCUCAACGUGCGCCUCUUCCACCACUACAGCGGCGUGGGAUUAUUUCCUGUUUCCGUUACCGUGUUUUCCUCUUUUUCCAUGGCACGUGCCAGGCUGCUCCACCCCUUGCAGGUAUUCAUGCCUAUUCUUGACCUAAGGCCAGCCCUGACCUGGAGCACGGCGAUCCCCACUGGGGUCAAUUCCACCCUCAUUGUGGUCACCCAGGCGGACCACACUGGUUCCAUGCUUCUAUGGACAAUCUCCAGCGGAAAUGCGACCAUUAUGAACCAGACCACCGAGGACUGGUUCCUCGUGCUCUCCCUGAAGGACGUUGGGCAGUACAAUGUUAGUGUGAGAGCUUUCAACCCAAUCAGCAGCGCCUCAUUUCACACCCCACUGCUGGUCCAAGACGUGAUAUCUGGCCUGUCUCUUGUUAGCCUGAGCCCAAAGUAUGUCCAGACUGGUUCCGUGGUCACCGCGCAUGCCACCGUGGCUGCUGGGUCCAAUGUGACAUACCUCUGGGGGUUUGAUACAAGCUGCAGCCUCGUGACAGCCUCAGGAACUGCCACCCACGUGUUCAGCCAGCCUGGCAUGUACUCAGUUACCAUGACGGCAAAGAAUGAUGUGAGCCAAAUUCAGAGCAAUUCCGUGGAAUUCGUCAUUCAGGACCCCGCGGGUGGCUUGACUGUACAUAUACCAAGGACAGCGGCAGUGAACAACAAGAACAUGAUGUAUUUCACUGUCAUGUCAGGAACCAACUUGACCGUUAGCGUGUUUGUCAAUGAGUCUGUCAUUUAUAGCAAUGACAGCUACAUGGCGGGAGUGAAGGUGAAGCUGGCUUUGGUUUUUGAACAGGAUGGGACAGUUCGGGUGUUGGUCAGUGCCCACAAUCAUAUUUCCUCUAUCAACAGCACUGCCUAUUCUCUGGUGGUGCUAAGGCUCAAUGUGGUCACGAUAGAACAGCUACAGGCAUCAGUUGUGGGAGAAAAUGUCAUUCUUGUAGCAAAGGUCAAUGUGAAUGUGAAAGUGACAGACUCCGCAUCAAACCUCACAGCUGGAGCACUGCUGAAUAUAACUGCGCUCAGUUCUGCCCCCUUGCUGUCACAUCCUGCUACGACUGCAGUAGGGAGUCCAGUGCAGUUCUCACUCAAGUUCACAGUGGAGGUAAAUGAGCCAGCCCAGCUACAGGUGGAGGUGACUGUGGAGAACGAGGUCAGCCGACUCUCGACAAACCUCUCCACUUCUGUCUUGUAUCCCAUCAUGAACGUGUCCCUGACGACCGCUCCGACACAGCUGGGACAGGCCAGCCUUGUGAUGCUGACCGUGGUGCCACCACAGGAAUACGACCUCCUGAUUGACUUCAGCGAUGGCCACAGAGUCGUCUCCUCCUCAAGGGAGCACACCUCCGUGACAGACUGCUCCCUUUCCCCACUGUGUUCCGUCACCUUCUCCUUCCCUCACACAUACGCCCGCACCGGUCAGUUCCACCUGUACGCGACAGUGUCCAGCGUCGUUGGUGUUGUCACGGAAAUGGCCCUGGCAGCAGUAGAGGAACCUGUCGAGGGUGUCCUGCUGACCCUGACCACGCCCACUACGAUCCACCAGUCUGAAUUCAUCAAUGCCACUGCCUCAGUGCGCACAGGCAGCGACAUAACCUUCCAAUGGGAUGUCACCAUUUUAGAAUACAGUGUGCAUAGCCACAGUGACAGAAACACAAGCACCAGUUUCCUGUCAUACCAAGCAGUGGUUCCAGGAACCCACAAUGUGUCUCUGAUGAUCUUCAGUCCCCUAUACACCAACCCUCUCAUCAAACAUCUGUCAGUUAAAGUGUGUGGUCCAAUCAGCAGCGUUCAAGUCCAGCUCCCUUCUAACAUGGACUACGCAGUGCUCCUCCCACAGCCCAGUCGCUCCUAUGCAACCCAGGACCUCCUGUUCAGUGCUUACACCUCUACCAAGGAUGUCACCUUCAUGUUCAGUUUUGGAGAUGGCUCACCAGCAUUGCAUGGGAAAGGAGCCAAGCAUCAGGUCUACCCUGGAGCCUGGUUCUCUAGAUACCAUCGGUUCACUCAAGGGUCUGUGGUCUCUCACUUGUUUCUGGCUGCGGCGGUCUACAACGUGUCAGUGACUGCCCAGAACAGAGUGGGGAGCGUGACAGCCAGCACAAGUAUCUCUGUGCUUUACAGGAUACAGGCUGUCGGGAUCUACACAGAUAAACGGGUCUAUGCCACUGAUACAGCUGUCACUUUCCUGGCCGUGACGCCGGAGCCGGGCCCAUUGGAGUUUCUGUGGUACUUUGGUGACAAACCACCACAGAGAACAACCUCUAAAUCCAUCACUAAGAGAUAUUACGUCCCUGGCAGUUACAAUGUCAUCGUCAAUGCCUCCAAUGGCCUGAGCUCCUUCACCUCAGACAUCUAUGCCAUAGUAAUCCAGCGAGAGGUCCAGUCCAACAGACUUGUAUUUGAUGCCUCGGUGAUGCUGAACACCAGCGUGACCUUCAACUGUAGGAUCAAUCGUGGCACCAAUGUCACUUAUCACUGGAGCUUUGGAGACGGCACCAAUAGAAUCGGAAGGAACACCGAACAACACGUCUUCCACAGAACAGGCGAGUUUACUGUGGAAGUGACCGUGUCGAACCUGGUUAGCUCCGCCUCCCUUAUGGGGCAGGUCUUUGUGGUUCGUCAGCCCUGCCAGCCUCCUCCAAUAAAAAACAUGGGUCCCCUCAAAAUACAGGUACGACGCUACCAGACCCUGCGGCUUGGAGUCACCUAUGAAGGAGACGUCCAGUGCAACAUCUCCCAGGGCCUCCUUUACAGCUGGGCUCUCUAUGAGUCUGGUGGGCUACGGGUGCAGCUCACUCCAGUCGAGACCCACCAGCAGAACAUUGAGCUGCCAAACAACUUCCUGCAUUACGGCACAUACACGGCAAUAGCUAAGGUUCAGAUCCAAGGUAGUAUUGUGUACAGCAACUACACAGUCCGCAUUGAGGUGGUGCCUAGCCCCCCCAUUAGCCUCAUCUAUGGAGGUACAAAUAUCUUCAUCAGUAACAGAAACAGCACCAUUCUCACACUGAAUGGACAAAGAUCAUAUGACCCGGAUUACCCUCAGAGCAUCCUGAGCUUCAUAUGGAAAUGUAAGCCAGUCAGUAUAAUUCGGAGCCCAUGUUUUGAUGAGAACAUUCCCACGUCCUCCUCUGUGAUCACGUUCCCGGUCAGUUCUCUCAAGCCCAGGUUUGACCAGUUCCAGUUCACGCUCACCGUGCAGAGCGGAGAUCGAACAUCCACAUCUGAGGUGUUUAUAACCAUCUCGCCAAAGCUGAACAGGAAGGUACAGGCUUUUUGCUACCAGUGCCAGGGGAACACAGUGAAUUGGAAUGAGCAGUUUUCUGUUGAAGCUCAUUGUGAAAGCUGUGGCAUUCCCCCAAUAAAUAUUUUCUAUAACUGGAAACUUUUUCUGGUGAACGCCUCAAGUAAAGUCAUUGUUGAGGUUCCUUUUUGUAAGAAUGUGGAGCUCAGUCUGCCUUCCAGGAUUUUUGAUGGCCCUAGCUUCGUUCCAUUGCCAGAACUGACUCUACCCCUGGAGACAACCUCUCAGACCCCUGGUAUUUCCUCUACUGUCACUGUUCGUCCAUCAGCAGCCAUCUUAACUGCCCCUCAAACCCCUCCUAGAGUUUCUACACUCCCUGCUUUCCCUGAGACACCUGAGAUAUCAGAGCACCCAGGACCUCAGAACCACAGUGGCACUGUAACAUCAUCAAACACGACCAGCAACACCAUGGUCCCUAAACCAGCCACAGUUCCAGCUCUGCCCACCCGCCCUUUUAUCCCCUUGUUUCCCCCCUUUCCCGUGUUCUUUCCUGAGGAGAACCAGCCCUUGGGGGGUCGUGCCAGACAGAGGAGGUCAGUCGAACCUCAGGGACCAGACUCCGCCCACGUCCAUCUGGCAGAAUCUGCAGCAGAUUCUGGGCCUCUGCCUGCUGUGCCUGGGGACUACAGCAUCCCUCUUCCCCCGUACUACGUUUCAGAGUACACUGUGUCUCCCAAUGAUGACAUCAUCACAGAAUUUCCCAUUGACUCUGACUUUCCCCCUAUCUUUGAGAGCAGCAGUCCCAUUGGGCGCCCAGGAGCGGGGUCAGGGAGCUCUAGUGGGGGCGAUGUGAUUACAGGCUCCAGUGGUGGGGAGGGACACAACCUGGUGGACCCCAGUACUCUGUUACUGACACGCCCUGAGAAAACUCUGCUGGAUCUGGACAGAGAGCUUAUCGACUCUGCUGUGUUCCAGACCCUCAUCUUCACAGGCAUAUCCUCCCCUGCCGUCACAUUUAAACCCUUCGUGUUGAAGGCAAAGAGCCUUUAUAUGCUGGAAGUGUCUGCAGACUCAGAACAGGCCCUCCUGGGGAAGACCCAGCUGUUCUUCUCCACCAAUGAGAUUCCUCAGGGAAUGAUCUGUCAAGUACAGCCUAGUAAAGGCUAUGAGAUCCACACAGAUUUCAGCAUAUUCUGCACCUCUGGGAAAGAGGACCUCCUUUAUGAGUACAGCUUCAGCAUAGGCAACACCCCAAGGAAGAUCCUUUACCAAGGCCGAGAUUUCCAGUACUACUUCAACCUUCCAUCUGGAGACCCAGAUGAUGACUAUAAAGUUACAGUAUACACUGAAAUACGGAACAGAUUUGGAAGUGGAACCAAACCAUGCCCUGUUAGUGUGAAAGUGCUGCCGAUUUUCCAGAGGAACGCACCAUCUGUCCACAAUGCUGAGAUAGAACUCUACGUGCAUGGUUUGAGGAACCUCACCAAACUCGUGCAGAUGGGCAGCUAUGUCGAGAUUCGCAACUACAUCCUCCUGCUGACCAGCGUGCUAAAUCGGCUGAGUCAGGAGUCCACUGCCUCCACAGAGCUGCAGACCGACACAAGGAGUGCCCUCAUCUCUGCAGCAUGUGACCUCACUAUAAAGGACGAGGGAACACUGGUUGAUAAUAUUGACAUGCUUAAGGAGCUUAUGAGUGUCACUGAGCAGGUGUCGUUCCUAAGCGCCAGGCUGGUGACCCGACGCAUUCAGGAUAUGUCAGCCCGCUUCGGUGCACCCAGCAUGCCGCUCACCUACAUCAUGGAUGAGCGGAUGAUAAAUGCGCUGGUGUCUCUGCUGUCCCAUGUGCUAGAGGCCCAGCUGAGCUCCCCCGCGGGGGGAGUCCAGCUGAUAUCUGACAGCAUCCGCACCACUGCCCACCUGCUGCUGAAGUAUGUGCUCUUCAACAAGGUCUCUGAGCACAAUGUGAGCACCAGCCUGAUGGAGCUCAAGACCAGCCAAUACAGCAGCUUCCAGAACAUCGCUAACAGCAUGGGCUCCUGCACGUUCUACCUCCCUCAUGUGUUGGGUUUGCAUAUUAAUGGGUGGAGUGGUACAACCCACAGUACCAACCCCCGAAACUCCUGCGUUGUCAGCCAGCUGAUGUUUUUUAAACAGAACCCAUACUUCCGGGGCAAUGCACCGGCUCAGGUGAGGUCCUGCAUAGAGAAGAACAUGGUAAUAACUGUCCUCAGUGACAGUUCAGUCUUCCGCAAGCGUAAGGCCUAUGAGGUGAGCAUGAUGACUCUUUUUAUUUCUCAGAUUAAGGGUGACGUAGCAGAUCUGAAGCUGUACAACUGCACCACCAGGAGAGAGAUCAGAGCGCGUUCUCUUUCUGCACCCGUCAACAUCGAGUUCCAGAAAAGGGACAGAAAUGUACGGUUUGGCAACUGCUUCUCGCUGCUGCGCAGUCACAUGAACAUUCAUCAGUUCAACGUGACACCAGAGAACCUGCGGGAGGCGCUGCAGAUCACCAUAGAGUUCACCCGGCCGACCAGGCGGACCUUUCCCAUAAUGCUCCUUUUCAGAAUGUUUGAGAGGCCCACCCCCAGCUUGUACAACACUCAGAGGGUUUAUGGCUGGGAAGGAAACACAGUCCACAUCUUCCUGCCUCCCUCUUCCCUGAAUGAUGCAGGCACUGGUUACUUGGCCCUCUUUAAUGCAGACUACAGCAGAAGUCCCUGGAAUAAGUAUAUAUCUAAUGCUGUAAACUACACCCUGAGGAUUGAGUCCACACAGUGUUUAUCCUGGGAUGGGAGGGAGUGGAAAACUGAUGGAUGUACCCCUCUGGAGGGGAUGUCCUCUGAUAAAGUCAACUGCAGUUGUAACCAUCUGGCAACAUUUACAGUGGCUUAUCAGGAAAUACAAAGCCAUCAUGAAUUUACCGAUGUGUCUCAGUUUACUGGCUUCUUCGAUAACCCGAUGCUCUGCAGUGUUAUAGCAAUUUCCCUGGCAGUCUACUUCCUCGUAAUGAUAGCAUGCAAGUGGGCUGAUAUCCAGAGGGACAAGAUGGCGGGUUCUGUUCUGCUAGAGGACAACAGCCCAUCGGACAGGCAGCUGUACGCUGUCACCAUCGAUACGGGACUCCGCUCCAGACCCACCAUGACGGCCAAGGUACACAUUGUCCUGCAUGGUGAAGGAGGAGCCUCACAGACAAGGGAGCUCAACUUCUCGGACCAGCUUCUCUUUGAGAGGAACUCCAGGCACACUUUCAUCCUGAGCACCCCAGACAAUCUUGGCCCCAUAUGGAAGCUCCACCUCUGGCACACUAACGGCGGCCCCUCACCCAGCUGGUACCUCAGCCACGUGGUGGUGAGGGACCUGACGAGGGGGGGCAGCUGGUUCUUUCUGGGGGAGUGCUGGCUGGCCGUGGAUGAAGGUGACGGGAGAGUGGAAAGGGAGCUGACCCCUCUAACUCAAGGAUUGGGGUUCACGAAGUUACUGCACUUGAAGCUGACUGAGUACCUGGAGGACUUCCACUCAUGGGCGUCGGUCUACAGCCGCCCCUCCCACAGCAGGUUCACCCGCGUCCAGCGCCUGAGCGUGUGCCUGCUGCUGCUGGAGGGGUACAUGUGCGCGAACGCCGCGCUCGUCUCCCUGCAGAACGACCAGUACACCGCGGAGCUGGGCCUCAUUGACGUCUCCACCGUCUCCUUGGCGACUGGGAUCCUCAGCACGCUGGCGGUGCUGCCGGUUGGGGGUCUGGUGUCCCUGCUGUUCCGUCUCUGCAAGGCAUCCAGCAAUAAGUAUUGUUCUAGACAGCAGUACAAGACUAGAAUCCCUGAAAUAUACUCUGUGGAAGCUCAUCGUGAUGCUCUGCUGGUUGAUGGCAGCAUUUUGGAGUCCUGUCACAGCCUUCAGGAGUGUACGCAGGAGAAAUGGAGAAUGCAAUGCAAGAGAGGAGUGGCAGAACGGCGUUCCCCUAGCCAGGCAUCCAUGCGCUACAGAGAGCUCCACAUGGAGAAGCAAGGCCAGGCUACUGCAUGGAACAGCUCCGGUGGCUUUGAGGAUGGCAGCAGCAACAGCAAACCCAUGGAUAAGGACUGCAAACAGAGCCAGCACAACCUGCAGUCCGGCUGCACUGCAGAGCACAGCUGUGUGUUGGGCCAAAGGGAACAUAGAAGCGGUAGAGUUGUGCUGCCCUCUUGGUGUCGCCAUGUUACGUGGGCCCUGUGUUCGUCACUGACCCUCGUCUGCAUUGUGAUCACAGGAGGCUUGGGACUAAGAUUCAGCCCCACAAAGAGUCUGCUGUGGAUCCACUCUCUGUUCUUCUCCAUGCUCUGCUGUGUCUUUGUCGUCCAGCCAGCCCUGAUACUCAUCAUUGCGACUGCAGUAUCCUUGUGGUACAAAGACCGAUGUGACUUCUGUUGCUCUGAUGAAACUGAACCUGCGGGAGGACUGCAGGAGCACUGGAGCCACAAUGGAGGCCAUCUGUCAGAAAUCUACCCGCUCAGCCUCCACCAGCACCCUCAGAACCAAUACACACACUUUGACAGGGUGUUAGCAGCCCGUCAGAGAGCCCGUCACCUGCGCCUUACCCGCCCACCAACCCCAGCAGACCUGAAGGACACUCGAGACCGGAUGAAGAAGGAGCUGCUCAUUCGCAAAAUUCUCAGGGAGGCCAUAUUGUAUACUUUCAUGUUGUCUCUUCUCCUGUUUAUCACCUAUGGAAAAUCCUCGGAGAGUCAGUACCAGCUGAAUCAAGCUGUCAGAGCUGAAUUUACCAAGAACCCACGCAGUAUCUUUCAUGCCAUAAAAACCCACAACGACUGGUGGAACUGGUCUUUAACUGCUCUACUGGAGGGACUUUACUGGGACACUUGGUACAAUAAGGCCUCUACUAAUACCAAGGCAGGUGCUGUCCAAGGCACAUGCAUUCUGAUUGGAGAACCAACUUUAAAAAAGAUGGAGGUGGAAAAGAAAAUAGUCUGCAAGGUUCCCAGAUCCUCCAAAGGCCUGGUUCCUGAAUGCCUCCCUGCUCACAGCCCAGGGGAGAGAGUCUUGGAACAGCCAGAGCCUUCGACUGACCCAGCCCUCUCAGGCAGCCAUCGCCACUGCGGACACAUUGCCUGUUAUGAGGGGGCGGGGACUCGGGUCAGCCUAGGACCAACCAGGGCUGAAGCCUCAGUCCGGCUCCAGGAGCUGUGGGAUAGAGGCUGGCUGGACAGGUACACCCAGGCGGUGAUGGUCCAGUUCACCCUCUACAACCCCCCCACCAGCCUCUUCACUAGCGUCUCCCUGCUGACUGAGCAGCCCAGCGCAGGGGGCCUGCUGCCCUCUACUUUCAUUGAGUCCAUAAGGGUCUACCAGACUGCCGGCCCCCUCCAUUACGCCAUCAUGGCUUGCGAGCUCCUCUUCCUGCUGCUCAUACUGCUUCAUCUCUACCUACAAAUAUUUACUAUGAGCCAGAAGGGACUGUUAGCAUACUGGCGGGACAUACGGAACUGGCUGGAGGUCACCAUUAUCAUCAUUAGCCUUUUGUACUACAUCUGCUAUGUGAACCACUUCAUUCUGGCUGUGGAGAUAAUUGACCUCUGGCAGAGAGAGAACUUCAAGUCAUUUGUGGAUCUUGGUUUCCUUUCCUCUUGGGAACAGCUCACCCGUUGCCUCCAUGGUUUGAUGCUCUUCCUGCUCCUGCUGAGAUGCAUUUUCCUGCUUCAGACGAACAGAACUAUGGCUCCUUCUGUGACACUGCUGAAGCUGUCCUUCAGAAAGCUGCUGUGGCCCCUGGUGGCAGGUGUCAUCCUCGCGAUUGCCUUCGCCAGCCUGGGGAAUGUGCUCUUCCUGUCCAGCUCCUGCCACUUCAGCGGUCUGAUCCGGUCCUUUCAAACUGUCAUCACACAUUGCCUGGGCAUCAGCCAGCUGAAGGCCCCGUCCGCACUCUGCCAGCCCAAUAAUGGCUCGGUCACUCUGCUCUGCGGCUCCUUCCUCUUCAGCGUGUCCAUCGUCUGGACAGCACUGAUUACAGGAAUCCUCACCUCCCUUGCAAAAACUGCAAAGAAGACUUCAAGCAGAAAAUAUCUCGUGACUUUCUCAGAGGUGGCAGCCUACACUCAGGACAGGCUUCUCGUGUUCCUCGGAAAGCGCAAGGAAAAUUGGAGAGAUAACCACACCCAGAGAAGUCACUUCUACUUUGAUGAAUUUGAGAACCUUGUGGACGAGCUUCUCUUCCGGGUCAACGCCCUGUCCAAUAGCCUGCACCACACCCUCCCCUGCGGAGAGCAGGGCUAUAGGGAGGGGUACAGCUCCCCCAUGUCCCAUUCUGAAUACAUCUGCAGCCUGAACUCUCAGCGAGCAAUUUCCAGAGAAGACAGAAUGCAGUCAAGUGUGGGGAAAAGCACAUCAGAAAUGGAGGAGAUGAUCUCAAAGAACAAUCCAGAUAUUUACCGUUUAUUACUGCCAUCUGGGGAUGACUCAUCCUAUGAAAACCAUUUCAGAACAAAACUUGAGUUGGAAGCAUUGUGCCACCUGCAUCGGAGCCAGCAUAGUAACCGAACAAGCUCAGGGGGUUCUGUGGUGUCCAGCGGUCCCCUUCACACAGAGCGCCCUGAGGGGGUGUCCACAUGGGCCAUCCCUGAGUCCGCAGCUGUUCUACCAGGCAGCAUUGAGGCCCCAGAGACCCCCAAUGACCCGUCGCCCCGCUCAGACCACUACAACCUGGCGCAGCUUGGGGAUGACUUGCCUCAUGUCCUGUGUGGGGCCAGGUGUCCUGAGAAACAGACGGCCCUCUCCGGGACUCUGGAGAGCCAGGUGAGCCGCUCCACCACUGACCUGAUGGCCAAGAACCGCAAGCUGCUCAGACGAUCACACACCACUGUUAUUCGGCCCCUGGGUGGAGGCAGGGACGGAGCGGUCAGCCAGGAGAACUUAGAGGCCGGGUCCACACUCUGUUCAGACCCAGAACCAUCAUCACUGAAAGCUGCUUUUUGGACAGAGGAACCCACUGCUUGAGACUGGUUAGAGGGAAAUAAAAUGUUGGAUGUGGCAGAGUCCAGUGGAAAAAUGGGGUGACUCUCAGUAUACACCUGACCUCUGUACGCUCAUUUUGGACAAUGUUCUGGUUUGUCAACGGUUAAGAAUGCCAAUGUCUUGUCAGAAAAUAUACCCCACAGAAUGAAAGCAGUAUAUGCUUUCAUAGUGCGUGAGAGAUGAGGAAUAGCUUCCAUCUGUCUGGCUUGAAGGCUAAAGGACAGCAAAUGUGUGGGUAAAUUCAGGAGAUCACUGACAUAUGUAAAAAUGUUGAGUAAGGCAAGCCAAAUAAUAACAAGGUAUUAUAAUAAUAUUAUAAUACACAUGUAGGUGAUAUAUGAAUGUUUUCUGACUACAGUAUAAGAUAACCUAGGUUUCUUAUACUUAUCUCAUAUUAAAUUUUUCAGUCAGUGUAUGCAUAGAAAAUGGUUUCCGGAUUUAUUGUAUCAUGAUGUGAUUGUACUUUAAAAGGAAAGGCUCCCUAGAGAAUACCAUAUUUAUUUCCAAUAAAUGCUGACAUGUA